This is a messenger RNA of Erigeron canadensis, 898 nucleotides long. RefSeq names its product B3 domain-containing transcription factor VRN1-like. Gene Ontology annotation, molecular function: DNA binding. The record is from RefSeq and is a predicted model, not a curated record. NCBI's taxonomy places the organism in Eukaryota, Viridiplantae, Streptophyta, Magnoliopsida, Asterales, Asteraceae. The transcript is spliced from 5 exons. The coding region runs from base 76 to 810 and encodes 244 amino acids.
CAAAACCGCAUUUAUCGACGUACUACACUGCAGUCAUUCCGAUCAGGGUUUUGAAUACAUGAGGGAGUAUAUGAAAUGGCGUUAAGCAUGAUGAACUCAGAAGAAUGUCGUCAGUUUUUCAAGAUCUUUCUGCCUCAUCAUACCGAUACUCAAAUGAGGAUACCUCCGGCAUUUCUCAAGCUUUUUAAGGUUUCUUUACCAUUGAAGGCUAUUCUUAUGACUUCAUCAGGAAAGUCAUGGGAAGUGAAUAUGAAGAAGGUUGAUGAUGAUGUAUAUUUGCAAGACGGGUGGGAGAAAUUUGUGAAAGAUAAUUCACUGGAGUUCGGUGAUUUCCUGAUCUUUUAUCAUAACGGCGGAUCAAAUUUCUUUGUUAGUAUAUCCGGGAAAAAUGGUUGUCUAAAGGAGAUUGAUCUGGAAGAAGAUAGCAAGAGUGAAAAGCAACCGAUACACGUUCAAGUGAAGGAACCAACUGGAACUGCCGAACAGAAGACAGUUUUGGGUGAAGAAAUUAGUAAAUUGUCAUUUGAAGUAAGGGUACAACAAAGAUAUAUGACACGGGGAUAUCUCCCCAUGCCACAAGUGUUUUAUGAUGGUGUGAAAGAAUAUAGAGGAAUGGCUAAGCUUCAGCAUCAAGAUCGGACGUGGGAUGUGAAGGUGGAUAAAUAUGGGGAAAGAAUUCGGUUCAAUGAAGGGUGGAGCAAGUUUUCAGCAGAGAACUGUCUAAUAGUUGGAGAUGUUUGCUGUUUUAAGAUGAUUGAUAUAAAGCCAGAGUUCUAUCUCAUGGAUGUGGCUUUUUGCAGGGAGUAUUAGUGAUGCUGAAUACUACACAAGUUGUGAUAAAUUCCCAUGGGAACAGCUCAUACAUAUGAUGACUUUCUACAUGAGGUACAAACUACAA